Molecule: messenger RNA, 1002 nt
Organism: Kalmanozyma brasiliensis GHG001
Lineage: Eukaryota; Fungi; Basidiomycota; Ustilaginomycetes; Ustilaginales
Product: Protein of unknown function DUF1275
Exons: 1
Coding region: 1-1002 (333 amino acids)
Source: RefSeq, a predicted model, not a curated record
AUGUCUACCCAUCAACGACCUAGAUCGAACGACAACGGUGCCGGACCGAAUGCGCAAGACGAUGAAAGGUCACCGCUGCUGCCAUCUCACGCCGGACGAAGGAAGUCUACUUCAGCACCAUCCCCAUCGUUCUUCGGCUUCUUCAAGAGCCACGCGCUCUCGCCACUCCCCGCCUUGGACUCUGCCGACUCUCUACCACUAGCAUACCUACCACCCUUGCUCCUGCAAUGCUUGAUCACCGGACUGGCAGAUGCCAGCACCUACACGCUCACCAAGAUCUGGGUUGGCUUUCAGACAGGCAAUCUCGUGCAGAUCAUCAUCAAUACCUUCGACUUCUUGCUGCCAUCGGACUCCAACACGGACGGUAGCGCCGAUGCUGUGCGCGACAAGCUCCAGGAGAGCGUGAGCAGCUUGCUGGGCUUUGCAAUCGGCUGCCAGAUCACCGGCAACAUCAUCCAUCGUCUCUCCACGGAUCGCACGAGGCGCCUGACGAUCGUGUGUAUGUCGGUCUACCGAUGUGUUACGACGUUGCUGAUCAUCUUGCUCGGCACACGAUAUCCUGCUGUCCGCCUCAGCGGGGCUCUGGACUGGGUGGUCAUCAUGGUGCUAGCAUCUAAUCUGGGCUGCCAAGCUACCUACUCGACCAGUCUCGGGACCCCCUUUUCGAACACGGUGGUGUUCACGCAGACGUUGACAUCGGUGACUUCGGACCUGCAUCUGCCCACGCUGCAUCUGACCGGCUCGAAUCAGUACAAACUGCUGAGCAUGUUUGGACUUCUUGGUGGCGCGGCCGUAUCGCAGGUCAUCCUCAAAGUAGCUACCAAGCUCACCAAGAGCGACAGGCACAUCGCAGUGCAGCGUUCUUUGAUCGUGCUGUCCGGGAUGGAGUUGCUCCUCGGUCUCAUGUGGCUGCUCUGUGGAAUCACGUCCAACUGGAAGCGAUAUCAGCGUCGCUCGUCAGAGGUGCUGCCCGAUGAAGACGAUGGGGAAGAGCACGACUGA